Molecule: messenger RNA, 3035 nt
Organism: Chiloscyllium plagiosum (whitespotted bambooshark)
Lineage: Eukaryota; Metazoa; Chordata; Chondrichthyes; Orectolobiformes; Hemiscylliidae
Source: RefSeq, a predicted model, not a curated record
UCCAGCUCAUGUUCUCUGCUUUGAUAGCGCAGCGUCUGAGCCAUUUGGUCGUUUCUUCUGGAGCAGCUCCUCCGCUCAGUGCGUCACCUUCCGAGGAAGGUACUCGAGGGGCAAGCGAGCUAUAAAAGCCCCUGCUCCAUUCGCCAGCAGCCCUGGCAUCAGACUGAGCACUCACUCAGCUCCCGGACUGCAGCCCAGUCUCUCUCUCUCUCACACACACACACAGACUGAAAAUGAGCCUUCAGUUAAACUCCACUUUGGAGAAGCACGGUGUCCUUCCGCCUGGAUUUGGCAACAGAAAUGUGAGCCAGGAGGAGCCAGGAGCCGGGGGCAGCGACCUGGACGUGAAUACUGACAUCUACUCCAAGGUGGUCAUCACUCUGCUGUACCUCGGCCUCUUCUUCCUGGGCUCGAUGGGAAACUCGAUCACUAUGCACACCCUGGUCAGGAAGAAGACUUUGCAGAACUUACAGAGCACCGUGCACUACCACCUGGCCAGCCUAGCUUUCUCGGACCUCCUCACCCUGUUCCUGUGCAUGCCCAUCGAGCUCUACAACUUCAUCUGGGUGCACCACCCCUGGGCUUUCGGAGACGCCGUCUGCCGGGGUUACUAUUUCCUCCGGGACGCCUGUACCUAUGCCACGGCGUUCAACAUCGCCAGCCUGAGUAUCGAGCGCUACCUGGCUAUCUGUCACCCGUUCAAAGCCAAGACCCUGAUGUCCACCAGCCGCACCAAGAAGCUCAUCUCCAUGAUCUGGCUGCUCUCAUUCCUGCUGGCCAUUCCGAUGAUAUUCACCAUGGGUGAAAAAUACGCCACCAACGUCCCUGACCCAAAUGAUUUGAUCUGUACCACUAUUGUGGAGGAAUCGACUGUCAAAACAGUCAUCCAGGUGAAUGCAUUUCUCUCCUUUGUUAUACCCAUGGUAAUCAUUUCAGUCCUGAAUACAAUCAUCGCCAAUCAGCUAAUAGCGAUGUUCAAACAAGCAGCUCAAGAUGGCCAGGUGUGCACAAUUGAGGGAAGGCAAACCAUGCUAAGCAUUUCAGUGGAGCCAAGCCGUGUCCAGUCUCUCCGACAUGGAGUUAAAGUUCUCCGGGCUGUGGUCAUUGCCUUUGUUGUCUGCUGGCUUCCAUAUCACAUACGCCGACUUAUGUUCUGUUAUGUCCCUAAACACCUCUGGACAGAAUGCUGCCUGACUUGAGUAUUUACAGCAUUUUCCAUUUUUAUUUAACCACUGUACUUCCCUGGAUCUUACUGACAUCAUUUUGUGUUGAUGCAAAAAGGACGAAAAUAAGUGAUUCAAACCAUGAUGGAAACAUAGAGAUAUCAUCAAACCAACACUCAAAAAAUGAGCAAAUUCAGCCCGAAAACCAAAAUAAGAACAAAAUCUGCAAUCUCAUUGCUCUGUGUAUGUGCAAUCACACACAUAAGUACAAGUGUAUUUACACAUAUGUGCAUGCACACACACUCAUAUGAAUCAGAUUGAGUUAACAAUCUGAAGUUCCCAAGAAGAACAUUUUAAGUAAUCGUAGUUAUGUAGCUUAUUAAUAAUAUGACAGUAAUUCACUUCAAUUCAUUCGCUGUGAUUGCUGCUGGCCACUGGGGGUAUUAGGUCAACCACUAACAUGUGAGCUCGUUGUAAAAGGCAAUUUUUGACAUUUGAUAACUGUUGCUUUCUAUAUCGUAACUCUGUUCAAAUGUGGAUUUGCUGAAUUUAUUUUAUUUUACUCUCUUAUAUUCAACAUAAAGUCAAAAAAGAUGUAAUAUUAUUUGUUUGAAUGUAAGCUUGAUCCUGCAAUACUGGGUAGAUUAUAACAUGCAAACAUCAGUGUGUAUGCCCACUAUCUAUUGUACCAAGCAAUUAAUAACCUGAGAGUGGGGCUGUAUAUUAAAUAACAUUGUCUCUCCUUUUGGAAGGAGGUAAUAUAAAUCAUAAAAGUACAUGUUAAUUAAUACAUUUUGCAAAUGAAGAAAUGACAUUCCUGAGACAGUUUCUGAAAAGAGUAACACUGUCAUAGAAAUUAUCUCAUUACAUUGCAUUGGCGUAAAGUUAAUACAGUAAUUUUGCUGCAAUGGAGUGAACCAUUUAAAUCUUCUGGUAAGUAUUUGCUAUAUGCAGUAAAUCUUCUCCAUAAGUCUCCUUUUCUGGGAGCAUUCAAAAAGCUUUUUGUGAGCAGGAUAUUUGUGUUUGGAAUUGCGUAUACAUUUCCUGUGUUUACAAAGAAAUUUUCAGGUUGUGAUUAACCAAAGCCGAAAGUUGGCUUUCUAAUGUAAAGGCUUCUCUAAACUGUGUGUGUUAGGUUAGGAUUCUUCUUGGACUGUCUGUGCUAUAGAUUGCAUUUAAGAUGUGACUAUAUCUUUUAAGAAAAACAUAUUUGACAAUUGUCAGUACCAUGAAUGUGUAGGAAUACAGAUGUUGUUCAGUCUAUUGAUGUUUUCAGAUUGAUGUUUAUCUGACAAAUCUAAGUUUCAUUUGUCAUAUAGUGAUAAGCAUUGUUCAAAUGUAAUGUUAUACUCUCUGCUAGUGUUUUUUUUAUGGCUUCAAUAUGUGAAUUUCUACUGUCUGUAUUUGCUGAUUCAUUUGACCUUUUAAAUUCACAAGAUAUUCAAAUCAGUUCCCAAGAAAUAACUGUACAAAAUUCUGACUUAUAUAUUGCUUUACUUAUAACACUGGCUACCAGUAAUAUGAGUUUUAAGCUUGCAGUAAAUUUUGAAGAUGUAAAGUUUCAAAUUUGGAAAUUCAUUUGGUUCAGCUGAGAAGCCAGAAAUCCCUGGGAGUUUUGUUUCUGUCAAUUGCUGUGAAACCUGGGGAUUAAAGGGUUCAAAUUAUGCACAGCCAGUAUAACUGCUGCUUAUAGGUGCAUAUAUCUUCUCAAGAACUAUGUUUGUCUGGAUAAUCCUUUGGGAACUGAAAUACAACACUAGUUUUCAAAAUGUAUAGCUGCUCCUCUCCUACUUCUGAAAAGUGAAGUUUUUAUUAUUGAAGAGAAAUUAUGAGAAUAAUUAGGGCGUGUACCGAUUUAAAGAAUAUUGUUAA